Molecule: messenger RNA, 1787 nt
Organism: Sorex fumeus (smoky shrew)
Lineage: Eukaryota; Metazoa; Chordata; Mammalia; Eulipotyphla; Soricidae
Gene: WFIKKN2
Product: WAP, follistatin/kazal, immunoglobulin, kunitz and netrin domain containing 2
Exons: 2
Coding region: 27-1748 (573 amino acids)
Biological process (GO): negative regulation of transforming growth factor beta receptor signaling pathway
Cellular component (GO): extracellular region
Molecular function (GO): receptor antagonist activity; transforming growth factor beta binding; serine-type endopeptidase inhibitor activity
Source: RefSeq, a predicted model, not a curated record
GGUCUCCAGCGGCCAGCGCCCACACCAUGAGGGGCCCCGGGGGCCUGGGGCUCUGGUCCCGCUGGGGUCAGGUGGCCGUGCUCCUCCUGCUGCUGGGGGCGCCCCCGCAGGGCCUGGCGCUGCCACCCAUCCGCUACUCCCACGCUGGCAUCUGCCCCAACGACAUGAACCCCAACCUCUGGGUGGACGCCCAGAGCACCUGCAAACGGGAGUGUGAGACCGACCAGGAGUGUGAGACCCACGAGAAGUGCUGCCCCAACGUGUGCGGGACCCGGAGCUGCGUGGCGGCCCGCUACCUGGAUGUGAAGGGGCGGAAGGUCCCGGUGGGCAUGCCCACGGAGGCCACGUGCGACCAUUUCACGUGCCUGCAGCAGGGCUCCGAGUGCGACAUCUGGGACGGGCAGGCCGUGUGCAAGUGCAAGGAGCGCUGCGAGAAGGAGCCCAGCUUCACCUGCGCCUCUGACGGCCUCACCUACUACAACCGCUGCUACAUGGACGCCGAGGCCUGCUCCAAGGGCAUCACGCUGGCCGUGGUCACCUGCCGUUACCACUUCACCUGGCCCCACACCAGCCCCCCGCCGCCGGAGACCACCGUGCGCCCCACCACCACCUCCCCGGAGACGCCCGGGCUGGACCUGGCCGCUCCGGCCCUGCUCAAGCACCCGGCCCACCAGUCGGUGACCGUGGGCGAGACGGUGAGCUUCCUGUGCGACGUGGUGGGCCGGCCGCGGCCCGAGGUCACCUGGGAGAAGCAGCUGGAGGACCGGGAGAACGUGGUCCUGCGGCCCAACCACGUGCGGGGCAACGUGGUGGUCACCAACAUCGCCCAGCUGGUCAUCUACAACGCCCAGCCGCAGGACGCGGGCAUCUACACCUGCACGGCGCGCAACGCCGCCGGCGUCCUGCGCGCCGACUUCCCGCUGUCCGUGGUCAGGGCCGGGCAGGUCCCGGCCAGCGUGGAGAGCGGCCCCAAUGGCACGGCCUUCCCGGCGGCCGAGUGUCUGCAGCCGCCUGACGCCGAGGACUGCGGCGAGGAGCAGACCCGGUGGCACUUCGAUGCGCAGGCCAACAACUGCCUCACGUUCACUUCGGGCCGCUGCCUGCGGCACCGCAACCACUUCGACACCUACGAGGCCUGCGUGCAGGCCUGCAUGAGCGGCCCGCUGGCCCUGUGCAGCCUGCCCGCCCUGCAGGGGCCCUGCCGCGCCUAUGCGCCCCGCUGGGCCUACAACGGCCAGACCGGCCAGUGCCAGUCCUUCGUGUACGGAGGCUGCGAGGGCAACGGCAACAACUUCGAGAGCCGCGAGGCCUGCGAGGAGUCCUGCCCCUUCCCCCGGGCCAGCCCGCGCUGCCGGGCCUGCAAGCCCCGGCAGAAGCUGGUGACGAGCUUCUGCCGCAGCGACUUCGUCAUCCUGGGCCGCGUCUCCGAGCUCACCGAGGAGCCCGACGCCGGGCGCGCCCUGGUGACGGUGGACGAGGUCCUCAAGGAUGAGAAGAUGGGCCUCAAGUUCCUGGGCCAGGAGCCCCUGGAGGUGACGCUGCUCCACGUGGACUGGGCCUGCCCCUGUCCCAACGUGACGGUGGGCGGGACCCCGCUCAUCAUCAUGGGCGAGGUGGACGGCGGCAUGGCCAUGCUGAAGCCCGACAGCUUUGUGGGGCUGUCCAGCCCCCGGCGGGUCAGGAAGCUGCGGGAGGUCCUGCACAAGAAGACCUGCGACCUCCUCAAGGAGUUCCUGGGCUUGCACUGAGCCCCCCUCCCCCGCCCCACCCCACCCUUGCCUCCCACA